GUAAAGAUCAGAAUAAGAAAUAGUAAGCGAGGGUCAAGUGGUUACAGCUCAUUCCUUGACCCCCUUGAAGGGAACAUUUUCCUUCUUUGGGGGCGAUGAGGAUGGGGCAGGAUGUAAGAGACGAUUGAUGUCGAGGGGUGGACGAGGGUUCUCGGCGAUGAGACAAUAUCCUUCCACUCGAUGCAACUAAUAAUACACCGAGAAAGCAGACCGCAUAAUGAGAGACAUGGGAGCUGGGGAACUUAGGUCUUAUUGUGUCGACCUGGAUGGUGGAGCAAGGGGCACGGAGUCUCGAUAUUCUUUCUCCUUCGGCGCAGUCAUCAAGUAAUCAAGCGUUUAUCGCAAAGCUCCAGGCUAUGGGCUGCGUCGGGAUAUGCGGUCAAGUAGAGUUCUGAAGUCUGGUGGUAUCACAAUGGCCAUGCGAAGUUGCCUGGUGCCCUUGAAGGGCGUAGUCCAGAUGGCGGGGUGUCUACGGUUCUGCGCUUUUGCAAGGAUGUCAUUCGAGAAAUGGCAGGCUGCGAUGGCACCGAAAGUCAACAGCACUUGGGUUCAACACCAAGUGAUAACAAAGGAGAACCUUGGCCUCUAUAUGGCCUUCGGGUGCACCGUAAAGAUCUGUGGAAAUGCUGGGCAAGCCGAUUAUCCAGCAGCUAACAUGUUCUUUGACCGUCCACUCAAUAUGAAAGCUAGAAGAUGCUUCUGUCUUCGGUCCUAGAUUUCGACACUGUGGGUGAUAUCGGGCUCAUCAAUGAGAUGCCUAUCACCAUGCAAGCAAGCCAUGAGCUCGGCGAGAAUCUGGUUGUUGGACGAGG
Molecule: messenger RNA, 812 nt
Organism: Aspergillus fijiensis CBS 313.89
Lineage: Eukaryota; Fungi; Ascomycota; Eurotiomycetes; Eurotiales; Aspergillaceae
Exons: 1
Coding region: 413-715 (100 amino acids)
Biological process (GO): fatty acid biosynthetic process; secondary metabolite biosynthetic process
Molecular function (GO): fatty acid synthase activity
Source: RefSeq, a predicted model, not a curated record